Molecule: messenger RNA, 10713 nt
Organism: Brassica napus (rape)
Lineage: Eukaryota; Viridiplantae; Streptophyta; Magnoliopsida; Brassicales; Brassicaceae
Exons: 5
Coding region: 4979-5926 (315 amino acids)
Molecular function (GO): RNA-DNA hybrid ribonuclease activity; nucleic acid binding
Source: RefSeq, a predicted model, not a curated record
AAUCUUGAGAAGUACCAAGCCAACGACAGUACUACUAGGUUACCCACCCAAACCCGAUACAAAUGGAUCUUAUCCUAUAAUUUAAUUUAGAAAAAAAAAAUUUCCUCCUCUUUCAUCUCGUCUGUCUUGUCGUCUUCUUCAUUUUCAUAUUUUCUUUUCUUGUUUUGAAUUCUUUCUCUGAAACAAGAAGCCUCAAGAUCCAACGAAAUUAAACCUUAAUAUACGACUUGGAACCAGUCCAUCAACCUCGCUUCAGAUUGGUGUUGGUUUGUCUAGGGAUUGGUUCGGGUUGAUUUGGGUUGAAACUAGAUCGGAAACUACAUGGGAAAAUGUAGUUUGGGAUACAUCAGGUUGAAUUGUUCAAGCAUCCUCAUGUAUUGCUUCUUCAGUAUAGAAACUCCAUCUUCAAGCUUCCUGGUGGUCGUUUGAGACCUGGUGAAUCAGAUAUUGAAGGUCUGAAACGCAAACUCGCGUCAAAGCUUUCGGUUAACGAGAAUGUUCUUGUUUCGGGUUUGGAGGUAGGAGAAUGCAUUGGGAUGUGGUUGAGACCAAACUUUGAGACACUGAUGUAUCCAUUCUUGCCUCCCAAUGUGAAACACCCAAAGGAAUGCUUAAAGCUUUUUCUUGGGAGACUAGCGCUACAUCAGCAGUUUUUCGUGCCUAAAAACUUCAAACUCCUCGCUGUUCCCUUGUCCCAAAUCCAUGAGAAUGAAAAGGUAAAAAAAUACUAAGGGGGGCUUAUUGAAUUAGGGAUUUCAUAAAAUUUCAGUUUUUUUGAAAAAACCGAUGACGACGUCUUUGGUAGUUUUAACUUUUUUUCUCUAGUACCUCAAAAAGUCAUAACAAUGGCUACUAUCAUUCAGGUAAGCUUGUUUCACAACCCAUUUCUGCCACUCUUAUCAUCUGAUCUUUCCUCACGCUUCGCCAACGCCAUCAUCAUCUCAAAUCUCCUCUUCGAUCAAUCAAUCAAAUCAAAUCAAAUCAAAACCGCCUUUUACCUUCACUACUGUAGGGGCUGGAUUCGACCAUCCCCCAAGGCCCGACGAAUAGACGGCCCGGCCCGUAUAAGGUACAGCAAUAGCUCGGCUCAUCGGCUCGAAGCGCCGACUCCUCGACGCGACACGAGAGUACUUUUAGUCCAUCAUACGCCGAAUAAACGCGAGCGGUUUAGCGAUCUCACGGCCUCUCGAAGGAGCAUGUACUCCUCGGCCCAACGAGUUAAAAGCCCACAAAGACGAUGCGAGUUAGGUCACGGGAGGGCAUUAGGUCAACUAUAUAAGGAGAGAAAGGGUGCAACGUAAAGAGGAUCCGAAAUCACUCAUACAUACUUGGCGGCUAGAUUAGGGUUUUGACAUGGGUUAUCUCGCUUUGUUGUAUCUCUCCGGUAAAGCUCUUUGAGCUCCGGUUCUUUUCCUUUUACGCAUUCCCUUUCCUUGUAACCGACGAAACGCUUUUCCGACCAUCAAUAAGACGUCUUUGCUUAACCCACAUCUAAAAACCGAACGUUCUGUCGUUCAGUACCGUUUCCUGAUCAAACAGUUGGCGCCCACCGUGGGGCUCGAACCCACGACCACAGGGUUAAGAGCUAUCAUGGCGCGCCUUGCACAGCAAAACGCAGCCCAGAAGGCGGCGACCGACCAAAUCGCGGCGCUCGCAAAGAUCUUAGCCCCUCUCGCUGCGAACAUGGAAGCCUCGACGGCGCAGUACCGAAGACAUCUGUUUAGCACAGAAAGAGUGACCGACGCAGCACCGGCGCGCGCAGAAGACCAAGACGUCAACGACGACGACAUGGCUCAAACCCCUGGGGGUCUCGACGCGCAAACCAUAAACGAGCUCGACGCGUUAAAAAAAUCAGUGCUUGAUAUAAACUCCAAGAUUCAUAACGUGACUAUGUCCGCUCCCCAGAUCGAGCGCGUCCUCGCAGAGUCUCUCCGGACACCGUUCACUGAAAAAAUAACGAAUGUCCGACUCCGAAGGAUGGAAAAGCUCCGUCUUCCGACCUUCGACGGUGUUUCCGACCCUUUUGCUCACGUCACAUCCUUCAACAUCGCGAUGCGACGUGCAAACCUCUCUGGCGAAGAAAAGGACGCCGGCUUUUGUCAACUGUUCGUCGAAACCCUAGAAGGCAUCGCUCUCAACUGGUUCACCGGCCUCCAGGAGAACUCCGUCAGUAGUUUUCACGACCUUUCGACGGCUUUCCUAAAAAAUUAUAUCAUGUUUACUCGACAGGAAGCCACCGCUACGUAUCUCUAGAAUCUCAACCAUGCCAAUGGGCAAAGCCUGAGGGACUUUAUGGAAAAGUUUAAGUCCAUCGUCUCGAAAGUCGACGUACCAGACCACAUAGCCGUAGAGUCGUUGAUGAACACCCUCCAUAUUAAAUCACCAUUCCGAGCUGACCUCUAUCGGCAUCCGACAAGAUCAGUGCCGGACGCUAUCGCUUAAUCCAACAACUUCAUUCGAAUGGAGGAAGAUACCAGAGCUAAGGCGGCAAAAUAAGCGGCGGGAACACAAACGCCCGCCCGAACGAACGACACCCGUCAAGAACCGCGCCAACAUUCUACGAGCGGCAAACCCAACCCGAAGAGGGGUUACAUGAACGCAGUGGACGAAGGGGAACCCUCAGGCUCUGCGGUUGUCGUGCUAGAAAAGGGAUGGAAUCAUUGGGACCGAGACACCGCGCAGCAGAAAUCCAGUUCUCCCGAACCAGCGAGCUCGAAUGCUGCGGAACCAAGCAAGUGGUGUUCGUAUCAUGAAGUCAAGUCGCACGACACGAAGGAUUGCAAAUACCUUUUCGGACAUUUCCUCAAGUCGAUCAAAACUGGCAAAAUCGAGAUAGAGCCUCCUCCGCAUAAGCCAAUAAACAAUAAGAGUUGGAGCAAAAACAAAGAGAAGAAAACUCAGAAAUCACAAGCAAGGGCUCCUCAGAAAGAAGACCAAGCCAGUCUCGAGAGAGCCCCAGUGAACAAUCUCAACCUCGAGGGUGAAUCAACUAAUGAAGAACCACACAAAAAUCGGCUACGAGUGGAAGUGAAUCUCUCUCAACAGGCCGACUCCUCAGAUGACGAAAUCCCGCCGAUAGCAUAAGAUUUGCGUGAAAAGUUGGGGAGACAAAUGGACUCCAAAGACCUACGCGCCUUGCUAGAGCAGAAGCCCGCAAAGGUAUCAGUAAAUGAGACGGAUCUCAGGACGACCCUCAAUGAAUCUAAAGCGAGAAAGACCGCCCACACCGUAGCUACUCCGAGCCUCGAACCUCAACCCACUGACUUACGCGAGCAUAUCAAUUCCAAAGCUGAAGACCUGCAUGUCAAGCUUAGUCAGCCCAAAAGAUGCGAUUCACGACCAUGCCUCGAAGCGAAGCGACAGGCGCAACUGGAGUUGAUGAAGGCUACGAGCGUCCCGCACCUCAAUGUGAUAAUGGGUGGUUUACCUCCUUGCGGGGACUCGGUAAGAGCAGUUAAAGAUUACAGACGGCAAGCUGUCACCGCUAAGAAGUGGCCCUCAAGAGUCAAAGAUGACCAUCAAAUCUCUUUCUCAGCGGCCGAUACUCACGGCAUCAGCAUGCCGCAUAAUGACCCGCUCCUCAUUGAUAUUGGAAUUGGCGAGUGCCAGGCCACGAAGGUUCUCGUCGACACGGGCAGCUCGGUCGACCUUAUAUUUCGAGAUACGCUCGAUAAGAUGGGGAUCGACCUACGCGACAUAAAGCCCUCUUCACGCACUCUCACGGGGUUCAACGGCUCCUUGGAACAGAUGAUCGGAACAAUACAUCUCCCGGUUUACGCAGGGGACAUAACCCGAACCGUUAAGUUCUCUGUUAUCCGAGCUAAGGCGCCUACGCUAUCCUCGGCACCCCUUGGUUACACUCCAUGAAGGUCAUUCCCUCUACUUAUCACCAGUGUGUUAAGUUUCUUGGGAAAGAUGGAACAACACAGACGAUCCGCGGGGACCAACGGGCUGCGAGAGAGCUGCUUAUCGUCGCAGUCAAAUUACAACAGUCAGUUUCUCUCGUCAACACAGUUACCAAACCGAUCCAUAAGAUCUACCCUCAGAAGGAAGAAAUUUGUGAGGUCCCCAUUGAUGAAGCCGACCCAUCAAGGAUCGUACGUAUCAGCGUCGCAGAUCAUUUCCUUCCUCAAAGCGAACUCUGCUACUUUUGCAUGGGCGACUUCUGAUAUGAAAGGAAUAGACCCCGCAGUCACGUCCCACGAGUUGAACGUUGAUCCGACGUUCAAGCCAAUCCGACAGAAGAGACGGGAGUUCGGACCCGAACGAUCCAAAGCAGUAAACGAGGAAGUCGACAGGCUACUCGACGCAGAUUUCAUUGCCGAGGUAUGAUAUCCAGAGUGGCUAGCCAAUCCUGUCGUAGUAAAGAAAAAGAAUGGGAAGUGGCGCAUUUGUGUCGAUUUCACUGAUUUGAACAAGGCUUGCCCGAAAGACAGCUACCCUUUCCCACACAUCGAUCGUUAGUAGAAUCGACAGCCGGCAAUGAACUCUUAACCUCCAUGGACGGCUUCUCGGGGUACAACCAAAUCAUGAUGCACGUCGAUGCCUUUCAGCCUAAAGAACGCGGGAGCGACCUACCAGCGUCUGGUCAACAUGAUGUUCGCCGAAAAACUUGGCAACACUAUGGAGGUUUACAUCGACGACAUGCUGGUCAAAUCACUUCGUGCCGAGGACCAUCUCAGCCCUUUGCGAGACUGUUUCAAGACGCUGAACGAGUACGGGAUGAAGCUCAACCCGGCGAAAUACACCUUCGACGUCACAAUAGGAGAAUUCCUGGGUUAUAUCGUCACUCAGCGAGCCAUCGAAGCAAACCCAAAACAGAUAACGGCGAUCCUUGACCAACCUAGUCCGAGGAACACUCGUGAAGUACAGCGAUUAACCGGAAGGAUUGCGGCACUCAACAGGUUCAUCUCAAGAUCUACGGAUAAAUGUCUCCCUUUUUACGAAAUCUUGCGGGGAAAUAAAAGAUUCGUCUGGGAUGAAAAAUGCGAAGAAGCGUUCAAUCAGCCUUAUCCUUAUACAUCGCCGUCACUUCCUCGGCAGCAGUAGCGUACUCAUACGAGAGGAUCAGGGCAAACAAAAACAUAUUUUCUACAUCAGCAAGCACAUGACAGAACCAGAGACGAGAUACCCAACCUUGGAGAAUAUGGCUCUCGCCAUCAUCACCUCGGCGAGAAAACUUUACUUCCAGUCGCAUACCAUCAAGGUGCUCUCCAACCAACCCCUUAGGACGGUGAUGCAAAACACCAACCAAUCAGGAAGACUAACUAAAUGGGCAGUGGAACUAAGCGAGCACGACAUCGUGUACAAGAAUCGCUCAGCAGCUAAGUCACAAGUCCUUGCUGAUUUCUUGAUCGAGUUAACGCCGGAGCUAGAACAAGAUCUUGUACUACAAAGCCUAAACUGGAUACUGCACGUAGAUGGGUCAUCUACGAACAAAGGUUCGGGGGUAGGCGUACAGUUACGGUCACCUACAGGCGAGCUAAUCCAACAGUCGUUCAGUUUUGGUUUCGCGGCAUCCAACAAUGAAGCCGAAUACGAGUCUCUCAUCGCAGGCCUCCGUCUCGCUAAAGCAGUCAAGGCCAAACGAAUCAGCGCGUACUGUGAUUCCCAGCUCGUGAUGAGUCAGUUUCUCGGAGACUACGACGUCAUGAAAGAUAGGAUGGACGCCUAUCUGAAGCUCGUCAAAGACAUCACACAAGAUUUCAAGUUCUUUGAACUCACGAAGGUUCCUCGCGGAGAGAACGUAUGCGCUGACGCCCUCGCAGCCCUCAGAAGCAAGCUACACGACCAAGUGAAGAGGACGAUCAAGAAGCCAAGCAUCAGUCCAACAACAGAGCAGCUAACCAUCACAGCGUCCGUCACUGAUGCAAUGCACAUUGACGAGGCAGAACCUCGCACAACAGAAGAUCAACUCGAUGAUUGACGAACGGAGUUCAUCGCUUACUUAGCCGAUGGCAUACUACCUACCAAGAAGUGGGAAGCAAGACGACUCAAACGACGCAGUGCGCACUUCGUCGUCAUGGACGGAGAACUCCAUCGAUGGACCGCAACAAAAGUACUCCUCAAGUGCAUUUCCGGGGAUGAAACAAGGCUCGUUAUGGCCGAAACGCAUGAAGGAGCGGCAUGCAAUCACUCAGGAGGGCGAGCUAUCGCACUGAAGGUGAAGAACCUCGGUUUCUAUUGGCCAACUAUGAACGCAGAUUGCGAGUUCUACGUCAAGAAAUGUGACAAGUGCCAGAGACACGCUUCGACCAUCCACAGCCCGACGGAGUUGCUCCAUACCUUGACGGCGCCGUAUCCUCUCGACAGAAGAGAUUCAUCCUAGUCCUAACGGAUUACUUCACUAAGUGGGUAGAAGCAGAAGCCUACGCCAGCAUCACCGAUAAGGAGGUGCAAAAGUUCGUUUGGAAAAACAUCAUCUGCAGGCACGGACUCCCCUACGAGAUAAUCACACACAACGGAUCCCAGUUUAUCUCACACAAAUUCAAAGAGUUCUGCGACAGGUGGAGAAUUCGACUCAACAUGUCCACGCCGAGGAACCCGCAGAGUAACGGUCAAGCCGAGUCCACCAACAAGACAAUCUUUGACGGACUCAAAAAGCGACUCGGCUUGAAGAAGGAUUGUUGGGCCGACGAACUAGAUGGAAUCCUAUGGUCCCAUAGAACAACUCCGCGUGGAGCAACGAAAGCCACCCCUUUCUCGAUGGCCUACAAAGUCGAAGCAAUGGCACCCGCUGAGGUAAACGUAACGAGCUUACGCCGUUCCAAGAUGCCGUAAAACAUCGAACUUAACCAUGAUAUGCUCCUCGAUGCAUUGGAUAAUAUAGAAGAGAGACGCGACCAAGCGUUGCUUCGCAUUCAGAACUAUCAACAUCAAAUCGAGAGCUACUACAACAAGAAGGUUAAGUCCCGUCCCCUCGAAUUGGGUAACCUAGUCCUCCGCAAGGUGUUCGAAAACACUAAAGAAUGGAAGGCCGGCAAACUCAGAGCCAACUGGGAAGGACCUUACAAGAUCACCGAGAUAGUCAAACCCAGAGUCUACCUCCUCGAAACUUCAACCGGAGAAACGGUGCCACGAGCCUGGAACUCGAAGCACCUUCGACUAUUCCACAGCUAAGCAAGCACCAAAAGCGGGUGAACGACUAACGGUCACGUUCACUCGUUCCAAAAAAAAAAACCGAGUAAAUGCGCUCCUAGCCACUUUUACUCGGAAAACAAAGAACUACGAAUCGCUUGAUCCCCCACAAAGGAGGUACGUAGGCAGCCUUAACGGGUCCAGCUGUAACAAAAAAAAACAAACUCCUCUCUCGAGAAGUUGCACCCAUGCGAUGCCUACACGAGCUCGUCCCGACCUCUCAAUCAAACGUACUGGCACUCGCACCCCACCACCGAAUAUGUCCUGAUCAGACACGUACUCGCAUGGACUUGGUUAUAUCACAGCAACAAGCUGAUAUAUCCGAAAUGACGACCUCUACCUAUUUUAUGAUUUACUAGAGAAGGUUUGGCCAACCAAAUACCUGGGAUCACUUUUGAAUCAGAGUUGGGACCGUUGUCAUUUGAAAUUCUUAGUCCCGAGUUACCCGCCUUUAGUUCGUACUUAGUCAAAGCACAGAUCGUUGCGACGAACAAACGAGGUAACUUAACGACUAAAUGGCCCAGCGACCUACGGUUGCAAGCAGGGAAGUUAACUACAGGGUUAGGGCUGAACCCUCUUUUGUUUAUUAUAAGCCCAACCCUAUUUUAACCCUAUUAUAAUCAAGGGUUAGGGGUGGUACCAGGGUUAGCUCAUUUAAUUGAAAAAAAUAUUUCAUUUAUUUUUGUUCUUAAAUUUUAAAGAUAAAAGUAGAAAAAUUAAGAUAUGAUAUGAUUCUUUCCUCCAAUUUGUUGGGCAUCAAAAUCAAAAGUUUUUCUCCCAAUCGCAAAAUCGAGUUUUUGCUCCACACUAAGAAUAAAGUUUUUCCGUCAAAAAACAAAAAUUGUGUUUUUUCCGCCAAAACCUAAUAUGGGUUUUUUCACCAAAACCGCAAAAUCAAGUUUUCCCGCCAAAACCGCAAAAUCAAGUUUUCCCGCAAAAACCGCAAAAUCGAGUUUUCCUGUCAAAACCGGUAAAUCGAAUUUUCCCGCCAAAACUGUAAAAUCGUGCUUUCCUGCCGAAACAGCAAAAUCAAGUUUUCCGCCGAAACCGGCAAAUCUGGUUUUCCCGCCGAAACCGCAAAAUCUAGUUUUCCCCUCAAAACCGCAAAAUCGAGUUUUUCCGCCAAAACCGCAAAAUCGAGUUUUCCCGCCGAAACCGGCAAAUCGAGUUUUCCCGCCAAAACUACAAAAUCGCGUUUUCUCACCGAAACAACAAAAACGAGUUUUCCGCCGAAACCGGCAAAUCGGGUUUUCCCGCCGAAACCGCAAAAUCGAGUUUUUCCGCCGAAACCGAAAAAUCGAGUUUUUCCGCCAAAACUAAAACCGCAAUAUCGAGUUUUCCCUCCAAAACCGGCAAAUAGAGUUUUCCCGCAAAAACCGUGAAAUUGAGUUUUACGGGUUUUCCAGAAAAGCUUAAUUUUACGUUUUCACGGGAAAAUUCGAUUUUGAGGUUUUGGCGAAAAACUCGAUUUUGAUUUUUUUGGCGGGAAAACUCGAUUUUGAACUUCCUCCUGGAAAUUCGAUCGAUGCACCGACGAAUCCUCUCCCACGAGAUAUUUCCCCAACGUUCUUGAUCGAGUCUCGCUACUGCACGCGCACUUGACAGGAAUUCCUCUGGGUACUCGGGUGACGUCGGAUGAUCAACUGCAUAAAACAAAGAAAGAAAGACAGAAAAGAGGAGGUCAGUACCCGAGAAACCGACAUGGACUAAUAGAAGUGUUCUACCAAGCAAAGUGUUCCAUAGAACUCGAUAAUCUUCGUCUGGAGGAUCAUCGAAGGCACAGUCGUCAGACUUGACAAAGAAAUAGGACUGCUGCCAGUCCACCGUCUUGGUAGGAUGCCCCCCAAUCACGGUGUAGUUUGGCCGCAUCCUAAUCAAGAGAAGGCCUUCAUCUUGCGGGUUAAUGGACGUCAGCUGCUCAAACGCCCAAACACUGAAAGUGACGUCGAUCUCAGCAGCCAUGACCAUCAAGGAGACCGCAAUGCGCCAUGAGCCAUUCAGGAAUUGACUGAGCGCCGCAUGCGACGCCUCACAUACGACGUAACUAACCGAGGAAUCGGGAACCAAAGCUUCGUAUCAUCGUGAAAAUAGGAUUCGUAGACGCAUUGAAACCCGACAGGCGGCAACCAAGGCCUCUGACUCUCCGAAGGAAUCAGGAAGGUCACUCCGACUCCUCCACGCUCCCUUAGAAGCCUCUUCACGCUACCCGGAGUCGAGCACGUCUUGAGAACGUUCUCCCAAGAUUGACCGCUUACUUUCGACGGACGCAGAAGCUCGGGAGACAAAGCGGGAAGCUCCUCAAAAAUUCCCCCGGGAUAGUGGCACGUCGGUACAUAGUUAAUAGGAGGAGUCUCGUCCCUCGCGCCUCCCCGACCGUCCCUCGCGCAAGCCUGCUCGUCAUUCGGAGCUUCUCUAACCGUUCCUAGGUGAAGACGCGCCGACUCGGAGACUAACAGCCUCUCAGGAACGUCCAGGCUUCGAACAUCCAUCAUCGCCUCACGAUGGAUCGACUCAAACUCCUCGAGCGGAUCCUCGGUCGCGUCUCUCGAUGGACUCGACGAAGUCACGGCCGCCUUUCCUUUUUGCUUACGAGAUAACCUCCCAUCGGACAACAUAAUGCUAUAUAUGAUACAACAACAAUGUAGCGAGAGAAGCAGAGAGGAAGAGAGAGAAAAUACCUAAACACGCGAAGAAGAAUGAAGAGAGCGAGAAGUAAACGGGUAUUUAUAGGAAGAAGUUCUGGGCGCUCCCCGAGGCGUCAUCAUUAGGCCUACUUGGGCCUAUUUGGGCCUUGAAAAGGCAGUUAGCUGCCCACGAGACCGACGUGUCGUUUCAACUUCCCGCUUCAACCCGGUUCGACCUAUACCAAAUCAACGAUUGAGAUCAAAAUUCGGUUAACAUCUUUCGAAGUACCAUUCGAGCCUCGCGACUUUACGACGGACAGUCUAUGCUUCAAAACCAUCAUCUCCCAAAUUCAUCGAGUUCAACGAAACGCUUAUCCGACCAUAGGGCGUAGGGACUUACUGUAGGGGCUGGAUUAGACCAUCGCCCAAGGCCCGAAGAAUAGACGGCCCGGCCCGUAUAAGGUACAGCAAUAGCUCGAAGCGCCGACUCCUCGGCGCGACACAAGAGUACUUUUAGUCGAUUAUACGCCGAAUAAACGCGAGCGGUUAGCGAUCUCACGGCCUCACGAAGGAGCAUGGACUCCUCGGCCCAACGAGUUAAAAGCCCGCAAAGACGAUGCGAGUUAGGUCACGGGAGGGCAUUAGGUCAGCUAUAUAAGGAGAGAAAAGGUGCAACGUAAAGAGGAUCCGAAAUCACUCAUACAUACUUGGCGGCUGGAUUAGGGUUUUGACCUGGGUUAUCUCGCUUUGUUGUAUCUCUCCGGUAAAGCUCUUUGAGCUCUGGUUCUUUUCCUUUUACGCAUUCACUUUCCUUGUAACCGACGAAACGCUUUUCCGACCAUCAAUAAGACGUCUUUGUUUAACCCACAUCUAAAAACCUAACGUUCUCUCGUUUCAGUACCGUUUCCUGAUCAAACAACUAUAUUCAGUAUGAUGUUCUUUGGUUCAUAUG